GCUGACAAACUUCAAUGUCACGAAUUCAAUAGCGAUUCUACUAUCAUUCUAAAUAGACGUAUCAACAGCACUAUGCCGAGUUUCAAAGAUAAAGUCAUCAUUGUGACAGGUGCCAGCUCUGGCAUUGGAGCAGCAACUGCUGUACAUCUCUCUAGCCUUGGUGGGCAGCUUGUGAUUGUGGGGCGCAAUGUGGCAAAGUUGAAGGAAACUGCUGACAAUAUUCUAGCAGCUGGCGGAUCAGCUGCUCUGCAACUAGAAGCGGACAUGAACAAGGAGUCAGAUGUGGAGCAGAUAGUUGCAGCUACGAUCAAACAAUUUGGAAAACUUGAUGUACUUGUCAACAAUGCGGGCAUCAUCGAGCUGGGCAGCAUAGAGAACACUUCAGUGGAGCAGUACGAUCGCCUGAUGAACACCAAUGUAAGAGCUGUCUACCAAUUGAGCAUAUUAGCCACCCCAGAGCUGAUCAAGACCAAGGGCAACAUUGUGAACAUUUCCAGCGUGAAUGGCAUUCGAUCCUUCCCUGGUGUACUAGCUUAUAAUAUCUCCAAGGCGGCUAUUGAUCAGUUUACACGGUGCGCAGCUCUUGAAUUGGCGCCCAAAGGAGUGCGCGUUAAUGCCGUCAAUCCUGGCGUGAUUAUUACGGAAUUGCAAAAACGGGGCGGACUCAACGACGAAGCCUACGCCAAAUUUGUUGAGCGUGCUAAGGAGACACACGCCUUGGGGCGACCAGGAGAAGCGCGGGAGGUGGCAGCUGCCAUUGCCUUUCUUGCUAGUGAUGAAGCCAGUUUCUCGACGGGCAUAAGUUUGCCUGUGGAUGGCGGUCGUCAUGCUAUGUGCCCUCGCUGA
Drosophila nasuta is the source of this 846-nucleotide messenger RNA. RefSeq names its product putative oxidoreductase TM_0325. The transcript has a single exon. The coding region runs from base 73 to 846 and encodes 257 amino acids. Gene Ontology annotation, molecular function: oxidoreductase activity. Lineage: Eukaryota; Metazoa; Arthropoda; Insecta; Diptera; Drosophilidae. The record is from RefSeq and is a predicted model, not a curated record.